Molecule: messenger RNA, 1837 nt
Organism: Psammomys obesus (fat sand rat)
Lineage: Eukaryota; Metazoa; Chordata; Mammalia; Rodentia; Muridae
Product: cytochrome P450 2F2
Exons: 10
Coding region: 115-1590 (491 amino acids)
Biological process (GO): xenobiotic metabolic process
Cellular component (GO): cytoplasm; intracellular membrane-bounded organelle
Molecular function (GO): oxidoreductase activity, acting on paired donors, with incorporation or reduction of molecular oxygen, reduced flavin or flavoprotein as one donor, and incorporation of one atom of oxygen; oxygen binding; heme binding
Source: RefSeq, a predicted model, not a curated record
GUGGAAAAGGACAAUUUAAGAGCAACACCCCCUCCCCACACACACCAGCAUACACAGGGGUUCUGGGACAUUGCUACAGAACACUGGGACACAGGCACUGCAGCUGCCUUCACUAUGGACGGCGUAAGCACCGCCAUCUUGCUUCUCCUCCUAGCUGUCAUCUCUCUGUCCCUGACCUUCAGUUCAUGGGGCAAGAGCCAGCUGCCUCCAGGACCCAAACCUCUUCCCAUCCUGGGAAACCUUCUGCAACUUCGCUCCCAAGACUUGCUGACCUCACUCACCAAGCUGAGCAAGGAGUACGGGUCAGUGUUCACCGUGUACCUGGGGCCCAGGCGUGUGGUAGUCCUCAGUGGAUACCAAACCGUGAAGGAGGCUCUUGUGGACAAAGGGGAGGAGUUCAGUGGCCGGGGCUCAUACCCCGUCUUUUUCAACUUCACCAAGGGCAACGGCAUCGCCUUCUCCAAUGGAGAACGCUGGAAGGUCCUCCGGAGGUUCUCCAUCCAGAUCCUUCGGAACUUUGGGAUGGGAAAAAGAAGCAUCGAGGAGAGGAUCCUGGAAGAAGGCAGCUUCCUGCUGGAGGUGCUUCGGAAAACGGAAGGCAAGCCCUUCGACCCCGUGUUCAUCCUGAGCCGCUCGGUGUCCAACAUAAUCUGCUCCGUCCUCUUCGGAAGCCGCUUCGACUAUGACGACGAACGGCUGCUCACCAUCAUCCGCUUUAUCAACGACAACUUCCAGAUCAUGAGCAGCCCCUGGGGCGAGAUGUACAACAUCUUCCCGGGCCUCCUGGACUGGUUGCCUGGGCCGCACAGACGCAUGUUCCGGAACUUUGGAGGCAUGAAAGAGCUCAUCGCCCGCAGCGUCCGCGAGCACCAGGACUCCCUGGACCCCAACUCUCCCCGGGACUUCAUCGAUUGCUUCCUCACGAAGAUGGCACAGGAGAAGCAAGACCCCCUGAGCCACUUCCAAAUGGACACCCUGCUGAUGACCACACACAACCUGCUGUUCGGUGGCACGGAGACCGUGGGCACCACCAUGCGCCACGCCUUCCUUAUUCUCAUGAAGUACCCCAAAGUGCAAGCCCGCGUGCAGGAAGAGAUCGACCGCGUGGUGGGACGUUCUCGGAGGCCGACACUGGAGGACCGCGCAUCCAUGCCUUACACGGACGCGGUGAUCCACGAAAUCCAGCGCUUCGCGGACGUCAUCCCCAUGAACCUGCCGCACCGCGUCAUUCAGGACACGCCUUUCCGUGGCUUCCUGAUACCCAAGGGCACAGAUGUCAUCACACUUCUUAACACCGUGCACUAUGACUCCGACCAGUUCAAGACGCCUCAGGAGUUCAACCCCGAGCAUUUUCUGGACGCCAACCAGUCCUUCAAGAAGAGCCCUGCCUUCAUGCCAUUCUCGGCUGGACGCCGACUGUGUCUGGGGGAGUCUCUAGCGCGCAUGGAGCUCUUCCUAUACCUCACCUCCAUUCUGCAGAACUUCACGCUGCAUCCGCUGGUGGAGCCUGAGGACAUUGACCUGACCCCGCUCAGCUCAGGGCUGGGCAAUCUGCCAAGGCCUUUCCAGUUGUGCAUGAGCGUUCGCUGAGCGCCGUGCCCAGGGACUGCUCUGUCCCUCUUCCCAUCGGUUACCCUGUCAUGGGCCUCACAUUCCCUUCCUUAAGCCCCGCGCCUGCCACACACCUGCCCUCCGCCCUUCCUAUCUUAAGCCCGUAUUCAUGGAAAGAAUGACCUGACAAAGGGGAAACGCCCGUCUUCUACCCAUACAACCUAUUCUGUAAUGCACUUUUUUCCAGGUUUUUGAAUCAUUUCCUAGUAAAUAUCUUGAUAAUAGA